AUGCUGACAAAACUUAUUAAGUUUAUUGCAACCAUCUUGGGAUCAUUAUCUGACAAUAAUUAUAACGAGGAACACUAUGGAAAAGGGUUGGUAGAGUGUAGAAAAGCAAUUAAAAUGAUUAAUAAUGGAAUGAGGUUUGCAAAGACCAUUGGCGAGAAGCAGCACCUCGAAGCCCAGAUGCGGCAGGUGAAAACGCUUCGAAAUCAGUUAAAGACCGAACAAAAGAAGGGGGCGGGGCUUAACACUCGACCGGAGACUGCUUACAAGAGGGUACAAUGGGAUGACUCUUUAUCAGCAUUCAACUCUAGAAUUAGAACGGGAGUCAUCUCAAACCUUAAACACAAGGACCCUGGCAGUUUUCUUAAUAACUGUAAGGCCAUAUUUAAACGGAGAAUCCAAAAUGCCCUAAAAAAUGACGCUGCAGUGAAAGUUAACACGGCAUUCGGAGGAGAGUUUGAAAUCGUUCAGGGAGAAAAAGUGCUUAACGAUACAAAAUAUUUUACUACUUCAAACUCAGCCAUAUAUCGAGACACCAAUCUUGAUGAAUGGUUUGAUGAGAAAGUAAUGGAGCCUAUCACUGCAAAAUUGGAGGAAUUCCAAGAGCGUGAUAGUGGCUGGGCACUAAAAGCUGUUGUCAACCUGGGGGUCAACAUCAACAAGUUUACCCCACAGCUCGGAUCCUCAUUCGUUGAACUUCCUCCACAGAUUACGAGAAAAAAAGCAUGCGUAAAUGUCAAAAAUGAUGAUGAGGCAUGCUUUGCAUGGGCUGUAGUUAGUGCUUUGUAUCCCGCUAACAAACAUCCUCAAAGAAUAUCCAAAUAUCCACACUAUUCUGAUGUAUUGAAAUUAAAAAGCAUUCAGUUUCCAAUGACUAUAAAACAAAUUCCUAACUUUGAAAAGCAAAACAAUAUUUCGAUAAACGUAUAUUACCUAAAAAAAGACAAACAUUUUAAGAUCCUCGCAACAUACCUUACAAAAAAUAGACAAAAUAGACAUGUGAAUCUGCUUUUGAUACAAGAUAAAUAUGACGAACCGCCUACGAAGUACCACUAUGUGUGGAUUAAAAAUUUAUCACGCCUCCUCUCUAAACAGUUAAGUAAAGAAGAGCAUCAAAAAUAUUUCUGCGACCGUUGCCUGCAUUACUCACGAUCACAAGAAACAUUAGAUAAACAUACAAUAGACUGCUUAAAACAAAAUGAGACUGUUAUCAACAUGCCUGAUAAGAGAAACAGCAUAGUAAAGUUUAAAAAUUUUAAAAAUAAAGUUAAGGUUCCAUUCAUAGUAUACGCGGAUUUGGAGAGCGUUCUAAAACCCACCGUUGAUCCGAAAAAACCUCAAAAGCAUAUACCUGCUGCCGUUGGGUAUUACUUUAAAUGUUCCUAUGAUGAUUCUCUGUCAUUUUAUAACUCAUACCGAGGAAAGGAUUGUAUGGAAUGGUUUGCUGAUGAAAUGAAUCAGCUUGCUGAGGACGCCUCCACCGUAUUUCUUUGUCCAUAUCCGAUCGAUAUGUCAGCAGAUGAUGAGCGAAUGUUUCAGGCUGCCACUCAUUGUCAUAUCUGCGAGCAACGCUUUUCUAUGAAAGAUAAAAAAGUCCGAGACCAUGAUCACAUGAUUCCUGAAAACAAUUAUCGAGGAGCCGCUCACGAAGGGUGCAACAUCAAUUAUCAAGACACCCACACCAUUCCAGUGGUCUUCCAUAAUUUGAGCGGAUAUGACGCGCAUUUUGUCGUUUCCGGCAUUGCUACACGCAUGAAAGGCUCCAUUGAUCUUCUUCCUAUCACUAAGGAAAAAUAUAUCUCAUUUACGAAGCAUGUUAAAGAUUCUCAAAUCCAGUUCCGUUUUAUUGAUAGUUUCCGGUUCAUGGCUUCUUCUCUUGACAAACUUUCUUCGUAUUUGCCCAAAUAUCCAAAUCUUCGCACCCAAUUUUCAUCUCUUCCCGAGGAGCAGUUCAAUCUUCUUACUAAAAAGGGCAUCAUGCCGUAUGAUUAUAUUGAUUCAUUCGAUCGCUUCAUUGAAACAUGUCUACCGCCUAUCGAGUCUUUUUAUAAUAAUCUUGAGGAUAAGCCAUGUCCUCGUCGACAUUAUCGUAGAGCCCAAGAAGUCUGGUUAUCAUUCUCCUGUUCCACUCUUGGCGAUUAUGUAGAUCUCUACAUGAAGACAGACAUUCUUCUUCUAGCAGAUGUCUUUGAACAAUUUCGUUCUAGUUGUCUGCAAACUUAUAAUCUUGACCCUGCUCAUUAUUACACUUUACCCGGCUUCACGUGGGAUGCUAUGCUUAAACAUACAAAGCAGGAACUUGAACUUUUAACUGAUCAAGAUAUGCAUUUGUUCACCGAGCGCGGAAUCCGUGGAGGACUUAGUCAAGUAUGCUCCAAACGUCGCGUUCAUGCUAACAAUAAGUAUAUACCCACUUAUGAUUCAUCUAAACCUGAUUCAUACCUUAUGUACUUCGACGUUAAUAAUCAAUACGGCUGGGCGAUGUCACAAUAUCUUCCAUAUGGAGGUUUCGAGUGGGUUGAUGCUAACAUCGAUGUCUUGUCGGUUCCUGACGAUGCUUCUGAUGGAUACUUCCUCGAGGUUGAUUUAGAUUACCCCAACCAUCUCCACAAUCAUCAUAAUGAUAUCCCAUUCUGUCCAGAAUCUUUAAAUCCGAAAACCAUGAAACCACCUUCACGACCAAGAGAACUUACUAAAUUAAUGGCCACCUUAAGCCCCAAAAGCAAAUAUAUAAUACACUAUCGAGCUCUUAAGCAAGCAUUAACUCAUGGCUUAGUACUGAAGAGGAUACAUCGAGUUUUAAAAUUCAAACAAUCUCCUUGGCUGAAGUCGUACAUAGACCUUAACACUGAACUUCGAAAAAAUGCUAAGAAUGAGUUUGAAAAAAACCUUUUCAAGUUAAUGAACAACGCUGUCUUUGGCAAGACCAUGGAGAACGUGCGCAAGAGAGUAGACGUUAGACUUGUGACAAAGUGGGAGGGUCGGUAUGGCGCAGAAGCACGAAUUAGUGAUCCAUUGUUUAAAAAUUUAACUAUUUUUAAUGAAAGUUUAGUGGCAAUCGAGAUGAGAAAGGAUGAAAUUUGGCUAAAUAAACCAAUAUAUGUUGGAAUGUGCAUCUUGGACUUGGCUAAAACCACGAUAUAUGACUUUCAGUAUGGUUAUUUAGCCGAUAGAUUUGGAGAAAACUUCACGACUUGCUACACGGACACCGAUUCAGUAAUAGUAGAGAUACGAGGAAAAGAUCCAUAUGAGAUGAUGAAAUAUGACUGCCACAAGUAUUUCGAUACAUCUGACUACGCUGCAGACAAUCCAUAUAAUAUUCCCCAGGUUAACAAAAAAGUUCCAGGCUUGAUGAAAGAUGAGAAUAAUGGUCGCAUUAUGACUGACUACAUAGGGUUGAGAUCUAAAUUGUAUACAACAAAAGUUCUAAUUACAGAUAAUGACCUUACAAAGAAACGAAAAAUGCUACAGAAUGAUGAGUAUGAUGAUGAUGAAAUUGGGGUGAUAAUCAGAAAUUUAGGCGUGACAAAGAAAGCCAAGGGGGUUAAGAUGAGCGUGGUUCUAAAUAAAAUAACUUUUGAUGAUUACGUUAAAUGUCUAGAUUCAUAUCAAUCUAUGUCGAUUCAGCAAAAAUUAAUAAGAUCUAUUAAUCAUGUUGUAUACUCCAUGGUUCAAGAUAAAAUAGGCCUUAACUCAAACGAUGACAAAAGGUGUAAAGUUUCAGACACAUACAAUACAUUAGCCUGGGGACAUUACUCUAUAAAUGCUGCACCCAUGGAUGUUGAAUAA
Molecule: messenger RNA, 3786 nt
Organism: Diabrotica virgifera virgifera (western corn rootworm)
Lineage: Eukaryota; Metazoa; Arthropoda; Insecta; Coleoptera; Chrysomelidae
Exons: 1
Coding region: 1-3786 (1261 amino acids)
Molecular function (GO): nucleotide binding; nucleic acid binding
Source: RefSeq, a predicted model, not a curated record